This is a messenger RNA of Marmota monax (woodchuck), 1031 nucleotides long. It is a transcript of the gene Hoxc11, whose product is annotated as homeobox C11. Gene Ontology annotation, molecular function: RNA polymerase II cis-regulatory region sequence-specific DNA binding; DNA-binding transcription factor activity, RNA polymerase II-specific. Bases 112 to 1026 code for a protein of 304 amino acids. The record is from RefSeq and is a predicted model, not a curated record. Gene Ontology annotation, cellular component: nucleus. Gene Ontology annotation, biological process: regulation of transcription by RNA polymerase II; anatomical structure development. NCBI's taxonomy places the organism in Eukaryota, Metazoa, Chordata, Mammalia, Rodentia, Sciuridae. The transcript has 2 exons.
CUCGGGGAGAGAGACUAAGACGGAUAACGCGUCAUCUCGCCUUCCCAAAAUUUCCCCCCUCACUAGACCGGGUCCAAAACCUCCAUCCGGAGCCGGCAGGAGAGGAGAACGAUGUUUAACUCGGUCAACCUGGGCAACUUCUGCUCGCCGUCGCGCAAAGAGAGGGGCGCUGACUUCGGCGAGCGAGGGAGCUGCGCCUCCAACCUCUAUCUACCCAGUUGCACUUACUACGUGCCCGAGUUCUCCACGGUCUCCUCCUUCCUGCCCCAAGCCCCCUCUCGUCAGAUCUCCUAUCCCUACUCGGCCCAAGUGCCCCCGGUCCGGGAGGUCUCCUACGGCUUGGAGCCAUCCGGCAAGUGGCACCAUCGGAACAGCUACUCUUCCUGCUAUGCCGCGGCCGACGAGCUUAUGCACCGGGAGUGCCUUCCUCCUUCCACAGUCACUGAGAUCCUCAUGAAAAACGAAGGUUCCUACGGCAGCCACCACCACCCCAGCGCCCCACAUGCUGCCCCCGCCGGGUUUUACUCUUCAGUCAACAAGAACAGCGUCCUGCCUCAAGCCUUCGACCGUUUCUUCGACAACGCCUACUGCGGUGGCGGCGACGCGCCCGCGGAGCCCCCCUGCUCCGGCAAGGGCGAGGCCAAGGGGGAGCCAGAAGCGCCCCCGGCCUCGGGACUGGCGUCCCGGGCUGAGGCGGGGGCCGAGGCGGAGGCCGAGGAGGAGAACACGAAUCCCAGCUCGUCCGGUUCUGCCCACUCGGCGACCAAGGAGCCGGCCAAGGGAGCCGCCCCCAACGCCCCCCGCACCCGCAAGAAGCGCUGCCCUUAUUCGAAAUUCCAGAUCCGGGAACUGGAGCGAGAGUUUUUCUUCAACGUGUAUAUCAACAAAGAGAAGCGGCUGCAGCUGUCUCGGAUGCUGAACCUGACGGACCGACAAGUGAAAAUUUGGUUUCAGAACAGGAGGAUGAAAGAAAAAAAACUAAGCAGAGACCGGCUGCAGUAUUUUUCGGGAAAUCCGCUGCUGUAACUGCA